UUGGAGGCGGGCGAAGUAUCCCUGUUUUACUGGCUUCAGUGAUGAACUCCGCUUCCCAGGCACCUUACGUAUUUCUCCAAAAUGCGUUUGGGACCACCAGUUGGCAUUCCUUCCUUUGGGGUGAAAAGGAAGGAGGGGCUGAGAGCGGAGGUUUGAGGCGUGAGCGCCGUUUUGCGUCCCCCAGGGCGGAGCUUCUUUGGGUCGGCGCGGAGCCAGUCUCCCAUGCUGCGGCUGCUCCACCCGCGAGCCUGCCUGUCACUUCAUGCCGCGUCACCUGGGGCGGACUCUGGGCUUUCCCAGAAGGAAGAAUUAAAGAUGAGCAUUUUCAAGGAAGCAGUGACCUUCAAGGACGUAGCUGUGGCCUUCACUGAGGAGGAGCUGGGGCUGCUGGACUCUGCUCAGAGGAGGCUGUACCACAAUGUGAUGCUGGAGAACUUCAGGAACCUGCUCUCAGUGGGAGAGAACAAUAAGAGUGAUUUAAUUACUGUUCAAGACAGAGGAUCACAUGAAGAGCUUUCCUGCUGGCAGAUCUGGCAACAAAUUUCAAAUGACUUAACCAGGUGUCCAGACUCCAUGAUAAAUAAUACUCAGUUCUACCGACAAAGUGAUUCCCCCUGCCAAGUUGGAGCAGGAUUUCCUAUUCAAAUUUCUGAGGAUGAGAACUGUAUACAAAAUCACAAAGCAGGUGAUCGCAGUGAUACUGGAAAUCCACAAUUUCCUACUUUGAGGACCCAGGAUUCUUGGAGGAAAUCUUCUCUGACUGAGUCACAGAAUUAUCAGAAUAGAUAUCAGCAAAUUUCCAUGAAAAAUAAACUGUGUCUGUGUAGACAGGCUAUUGACCCCAUUAGUUGGACUUCACACCACUGUGAUGAUUGUGGAGCACACAAAAGUGAAAAGUCUUAUAGCCCUGAUGAUUAUGGCAAAGAUAGCAUAAAGAAUAGGAUGAUUCACACAGGGAAGAAGCUGUCUGAGUGUAAAGAAGCCUUCAGUGAUCUUUCUAGCUUUGAUCCCCAGCAGCAGUUAGACUCAGGAGAGAAGUCUGUUCCAUGUGUGGAGUGUGGGAAAGGCUUCCAUUAUGACUCAGUUCACCAUGUUCAUCAAACAGUUCAUGUGGGAGAAAAAAAUAAGUGUGCUGAGUGUGGUGAGGAAUUCAGUCACAGCUCACAUCUACAUGCCCAUCAGAAACUCCACCUUGUUGUGAGACCACACAAAUGUGACCAGUGUGGGAAAGACUUCAGUCGAAGAUCAGCACUUAACGUUCAUUGUAAAGUCCACACAGGAGAGAAACCUUAUAAUUGUGAGGCAUGUGGGAGGGCCUUCAGUCAGGCCUCUCACCUCCAGGACCAUCAGAGACUCCACACUGGGGAGAAACCAUUCAAAUGUGAUGCCUGUGGGAAGAGCUUCAGUCGGAAUUCACAUCUUCAGUCCCAUCAGAGAGUUCACACAGGAGAGAAACCAUACAAAUGUGAGGAGUGUGGAAAGGGCUUCAUUUGUAGCUCAAAUCUUUACAUUCAUCAGAGGGUCCACACAGGAGAAAAACCGUAUAAGUGUGAUGAAUGUGGUAAAGGCUUUAGUCGACCUUCAAGUCUUCAGGCCCAUCAGGGAGUACACACUGGAGAGAAGUCACACAUAUGCACUGUGUGUCAUAAAGGCUUUACUCUGAGUUCAAAUCUUCAAGCCCAUCUGAGAGUCCACUCUGGAGAGAAACCAUACAAAUGUGAGGAGUGUGGGAAGAGCUUUAGGAGGAACUCCCAUUACCAAGUUCACAUAGUGGUCCACACAGGAGAGAAACCCUAUAAAUGCGAGUUAUGUGGGAAGGGCUUUAGUCAGAGUUCAUAUCUUCAAAUCCAUCAGAAGGCCCACAGCAAAGAGAAACCUUAUAAAUGUGAGGAGUGUGGACAGGGCUUCAAUCAGAGUUCACGGCUUCAGAUUCACCAGCUGAUCCACACUGGUGUGAAACCAUACAAAUGUGAAGAGUGUGGAAAGGGAUUCAGCCGGGGAGCAGAUCUUAAGAUUCAUUGUCGAAUCCACACAGGAGAGAAACCCUAUAAAUGUGAGGAGUGUGGGAAGGGCUUCAGUCAGGCUUCACAUCUUCUGGCCCAUCAGAGAGUCCACAGUGGAGAAAAGCCAUUCAAAUGUGAAGAGUGUGGGAAGAGCUUUCGUCGUAGCGCACACCUUCAAGCUCAUCAAAAAGUCCACACUGGGGAAAAGCCAUACAAAUGUGAGGAGUGUGAGACAGGCUUCAGGCAUGCCUCAAAUCUUUUGGCCCAUCAGAGAGUCCACAGUGGAGAAAAGCCAUUCAAAUGUGAAGAGUGUGGGAAGAGCUUUGGUUGGAGCUCACACCUUCAUGCCCACCAAAAAGUCCACACUGUGGAAAAGCCAUACAAAUGUGAGGAGUGUGGGAAGGGCUUCAAGUGGAGCUUGAAUCUUGUCAUGCACCAGAGGGUCCACACAGGAGAAAAGCCAUAUAAGUGUGGGGAAUGUGGUAAGUACUUCAGCCAGGCUUCAAAUCUUGAGCGUCACCAGAGUGUCCACACUGGAGAGAAGCCGUUCAAAUGUGAUGUGUGUGGUAAAAUCUUCAGUCGGUCUUCACAGCUCCAGUCUCAUCAGAGAGUUCACACAGGGGAGAAGCCUUACAAGUGUGAGGUAUGUGGUCAGAGCUUCAGUUGGCGAUCAAAUCUUACAAUUCACCACAGAAUCCAUGUUGUUAAUAAAUCCUAUAGAAUUGGUAAGACCAUCAGAGAGUCCACCCAGGAAAAAAGUUGUAUAAAGUGACUUUUUUUGAAGACUCAAGUGUCAUGUGAAUUCUUUUCAUCAUCAUGUCUCAGCAGAAAAAUAGUUAUGUUUUACUAAAGUCU
Messenger RNA from Castor canadensis (American beaver), 2858 nucleotides. RefSeq lists its product as uncharacterized. Lineage: Eukaryota; Metazoa; Chordata; Mammalia; Rodentia; Castoridae. The record is from RefSeq and is a predicted model, not a curated record. Gene Ontology annotation, molecular function: DNA-binding transcription factor activity; RNA polymerase II cis-regulatory region sequence-specific DNA binding. Gene Ontology annotation, biological process: regulation of transcription by RNA polymerase II.